Molecule: messenger RNA, 324 nt
Organism: Knipowitschia caucasica
Lineage: Eukaryota; Metazoa; Chordata; Actinopteri; Gobiiformes; Gobiidae
Source: the annotation of a GenBank genome assembly
AUGUAUGCGUGUCAUCUCACACAACCUGAAAUUGAUGAAGUAAAUAAGCCGUUGGCGCCGCGCUGCCGGAGGACGUGUGCCUCGAGUGGAGUACAGACGAAGAAAGAGGGCGACAGGAGACUGAAUCUGGUCUCCAGAAGACAUGUUGUGGAAGUGAUUCAUGGAGAGCUUCACGGUCGACAAGUUCUGCAGAUUCUGUCUAGCGAGCAGCAGAGACGCACAACAGCAAGAGAUGGCUAUGCAAGAGAAAUUCAUCAUGAGGGUUAUUGUCUCAGAGGGAGACAUCAGAAAGUCUACAAUGACAACACGACCGGACACACUUGA